AUGUCCCUACGGCUCAAUCCCAUUGAGAUACUCAGCAUGAGUGAACCAGACGAUUGGACCGAUCUAGCUCCCGUCAUGCCCCAGGAUCAAAACGCUGCAGAAUAUGCUUUGUACUGGAUCGAAAAGUUUCGUACACACUUGCUUCUCCCCGGUUGCGCAACAUUAGUAGCAUUUCAAGACAUCCUGCGCAGAUCUUUCGAGCGGAUGGAAAUAGGGGUAAUGGAAGAUGGUGCUCAUGUACCUGAUAUAGAAGAACUGAGGUCACAUUUCAUGUACAACUUUCCGACAAUCGUACUGGCCGCAGGCGAGGACAAAGUUGGUUUGUGGUACGGAUUAUUAGAGGCUAUAGCAUCUUCUCGUGGAAUGAAUUCAUCCGUUACCCCCACCCAGGCUCGAUAUCUUUUCAUCGUCGUCCUAGCUCAUGAACUUAUGCAUCAUCUCAUUCACCGCUUUCUAGGAGAACCCCCCACCCUCAGAGGAGUAGGACCCACCGACGGCCGAUCGAGCCAAGCAGGAUGGGAGCUAGAAUGGAUGUUAUUCGGUGGAUCGGUGGUGGUAGAAUGGAAGAUUGAGGGGAGGGUAUGGGAUAUGUAUCACGUCAAUCAAUUUCUAUUCAGAACUCCCCGCGCUGGAAAUUGGUACAGACUCAAUGGUUCAGCUUGGAUCACUACUAGACGUUUCAUUCGUUCUCUGGAAACACCGAGAUUGUUCAAGAUCAUCCCAGAUAUUCUACACCUAAAUCGAGCACCACCUCCUUCGAGCCACGCCGUCCGCUAUCGCAAUCCCCAAGAUCCCAACUCUCAACCUGUCCCGAUUGUUCCACUUCCCACGGGAACGACGUACGCUCCUGCCGCACAAGAUGAGUCGGCUGAGGUUGUAACAUCUCUCCUUCUCUUGACCCUAACCUCGGUAUUCUUCCUAGGUCCUCAAUCAUCAGCUUGGAUGUCACUUACCUCGUUACCUCUCCUCCUUCAUCUCGCCACCUCCAUCCCCUCUACAAUCUUCCUCUGUCAAACUCUUCCUCUCCUCUCAAUCACCUCGACCGCAUGUUCCCUCCAAACCACACUUCCUUUAUUGGAGAACAAGGCUGAGGUGAUCCUGGGUCAACUUCUCUUCUCCACAAUUCUAACUACGGCUUCCCUCUGUCCGAUCCUCGCUCUUCGUUGGAUGGUCAAACAUACCAAGUGGAAACAUGGUUUUGAAGCUGCAGUUGGGUUCGGGAUGUUAUGGUCAACCACCUGGGUCAUAUGGGAACAACUUUGUCCUUUUGGAAGAUACGGAAUUCCUUCUCCACUCCCUCCUGAAACCCAAAACUUCCUUCCCAUCCUUCGAAUUGCCGGUCCACCAGGUCUCGACUUCUUCUUUGGUACUACAUCCUACUUGGUAUACCUCUUAGCUAAUGUGAUAUGGCCAAGACUUGAUCCACUCCUUCCUCUACACUUACAAAGCAAUAAUCUCGGACGAUCAUUGUCACCUAGUCUGAUUCAAGACGAACAAUCUCAAUCCUUCGAAUCCACACAAGAGUCCUCUUUCGAAUCGAACCAUUGGGGAGUGGGAACCAUCUCUCUUCUCCUUUUACUGGUGUCAACCUUUACCAUCUUACAAAUAGUUCCUCUCCCCAAUAUGUUAAGUCUAUCUGACGGUUUAGCAACCACAACACCUUUCACUAUUGCAUGUGUCUUGCCUCCUGGUCCAAGUACCGAUCUCAACACAAUGGUAUAUCUAUCUGAAACUCUCGGACCACACGCAAGACUAUUGGUUUGGCCAGAAAACGUACUCGUCACGCUUGGAGAAGAAAGACAAUCGGCAAUUGAUACGGUUGUGAGAGAAGUCGCGAAACGUUAUGGUGUUUGGGUGGUUAUGGGAUUAGAUACGAGACAUGAUGAACCUGGUGAGAAAGCGAGGAAGAAUGAAGUUGUUUUGGUUGGUCCGAAUGGUGAAUUGGGAAGUUAUGAGAAGCAAAAAUUAGUUCCACGUAUUGAUGAGCCAGUAGUGGAAAGUUAUUUAAUUGAAAAGGGUAAAGCUGUAGCUCCUAUCUGGGAUCUUGAUUUAGGUCCCCCAUCAUACAUUCGUAAACCCGAUUGGGCACCUGCACCUUUCACUCGACCAAUUUCCCUACUCCCACUAAUAUGUCUAGAUACAUUUCAUCCUUCCCUUCUUCCCUCACCUGAUCAUCCGGGUCUUCUAAUCAUUCCAGCUUCCUCUCCCGCUCCUAUGAUCUCCGAACGUUUACUCGCUCACGCUCAACAACGUUCCAUUGCACACAGCCUUCCAAGUAUAGUAUGUUCUACUUCCUCCCCCCGAGCUGGUCCAGGAGGUGGUAUUUCAGCAGUAUUUGAUAACUGGGGCAGGGUGAUCUAUACACAACGCGGAGGAGGAAGUUUCGUGGUCACUCUUCCACUUGUUCAUCCCGAGAGGAGUCGAACACCUUGGGAGAUGCUGGGGUCCAUGGGAGUGCUAGGGAUUGGUUGGAUGUUGAUUGGUUUAAAUGGCGUGAGGAAAAUCGAUCCGGAUCACCUGGGAGUUUUCAGUGAGAGGCUCAAAAGCUUUUGGAUCCCACUAAGUCCUAUUCCCGUGAGAGGAGAAGGGGAGGUGCAGAUAGUGGCGUUCGAUGCCGGCAAUGGCUUUUCGUCCAUAAGUCCCGCCGUACGACCAUUCUUUGACCACUACAGUAUGUCUGAGAGGCGGACAGAUCAGAUGAUCAUCCUUCGCUUGUCGGGUUUCAGGCUCUUGUUGAUGGGUCAGAGGAGAGGUACCGUGUACCAGAAGCUCGGAAAUGUGGUGACACCCCCCUUCCGUCUUAGGAACCGAACGAGGAGACUUCCUAAAACCAAUCACUCUUUAUCCCCCACUACUGCCAAAGCUCUUAUCGAUCAUUUCUCUACCGCACCUGAGAUAUUCCCAUCCCAUACGGAUUCUCCCCCAACUCCUGACUCUCCUCGAUCUCUCCAAUCUCCCUGUUCUCUCUACUCCGAUACCUCACCCACUUUCCGAGCUGAUCCAUUCGAAUAUGAUCAACAGACCGUCGAGUCAUACGACGCCGACGAUGACGAUACAACCUCUCCUACUCAUCGGAAUGAUGAAAACACCGAUUGGGGUCCUUCUUCUCCUUGGGGUGAUAAUCCUGGAUAUAGUAGAUCAGCAAUACAAGGACAAGGACAAGGUUGGAGACUUAGUCCUAUAGGUUUACAAAGAGGACAAUCACCUUCAUUAUCAAUCUCUAGUCAAGGUGAUGAAAGAGGUAGUGUCAUUUCAAUCUCUCCGCGAGGUUCACGUCAAACUUCAAAAUCUAAAUCUAAACUUCCUUCAGAUGGUGGAACGAUGAUCAAUUCUAAACCGAUAUAUCCUUCUUCAUCCGGACUACGUGGUAGAUUAGGAAAUGAAGAAAAAACUAGAACUUCAAGUCUUAAAUCUUGGACUUCGGUAGAUUCAAGAGGUAGAAGAAAUACCAAUGAUUCCAUUUCUACGGACAUAACGGAAGAUUUAAGAUUAAAAAGGAUAAAUUCAAUGGCGGAUCUUUCAAGACCAUAUGAACAAGUCGUUCAAGUUACUUGUCCUUCUUCCGAUGAAGAAGAAGAUCAUCAUCAACAACAACAAGAAGAAGAAGAGGAACAAGGAUAUGAUUAUCGUUCUGAAAAUAAUUCAGAAUUUGAUCAUAUGAUAAUUGCUCGUACCAGAUUAUCACAAUGGUCACCUUAUUCGACAACUACGAAUAACACAGAAUCUGAUACUUCUGAGAUUCAUACAGCACCAUAUCUCCCAACACCUCAAAUCAAUCCUUCUUCCGUUCCUGUGGUAUUAUCGAACUAUCCUUUAUAUUCAAUCGCACAAGAUCCAUCACCGGCUGAACAGUCUGUUACUUCAUUACCUUCCGAAAGUCCUACUACAAGUCCUAAUCUCAUUUUAGAAAGAUCACCAAUUCCAAGAUGGGUAACGGAUAUGACUCCCUCUCAAGUUCAAAGAGCUAUAAGUACUCCACCAGCUCCUCCACCACCAAAUGUCAUACUUCGUCAACUUCAUAAAUCCCGUCCAUCUCUCGGAAGAGCAAGUACGAAUGAAGAAUUUAUAAAACUAUCAUCGAUUAUAGGUGUUCCACCAGGAGCUUCGAUACCUAAACCAGUAUUGAAUCGAGCGUUUUCCCAACCAAAUCAGAUCAAACCGGAUAUCAAACCUUUGACACAGGGUAAUAAUUCAGCUCCUGCUUUUGGAAAAGAAGGAUCGAGGACUAGGAAUUCGAUAAGUGGUUCAUUCCCUUCGGCUAGACCGACAACUUUAGGUCAAUCGAGAUUGAGGGAAGUGCUUAAAUGUUCUUCGGAUAAUUCGACAGUAUCGGGUGGAGGUUCUCCUAGAUCUCCUAUUCCUUCUCAUUACAAUACUUUCAAAUCGGAGAGAAAUGAAGAAGGUGAUCAUAAUCGGCCUUCAUAUUCAUCGUUUUUAAAGCCUUCUUCGGCUCUUUCACAAGUCGAACACAAGAAACCUUCAACUCAAUUAUCUACUUUGAACUCAGGCCCGGAUCAACCAAUUGAAGAAGACGAGAAUCAUCCCUCUCACUCCUUAUCAACCUUUCGAUCAACUCUUAGCUCGACCAGCAAAUCUCAUAAAUCACCCUUGCCAACGCUUCGUCCGGGUGUGUCAGGAGGUUUACCAGAUCGUCUCAUUUCUGAACCAUCUAGGAGAAGUUCAAUCGAUAGUAUAGGCGAAUAUAGUUAUUUGGCUCCUUCCAUUCAAAUCGAUGCUCCAACUCCUGGUCUCACUACAGAUUCUCCCUCCGUCUUGACCAGACCAUCGACAGGUUCGAGACGUCCUUCUGGAAUAUCAACGACUUCCACCAGUCCUAGUCCCCCUAGAGGGGUGUUCAAACCUCUUGAUUCUUUCUUAGGAAAAAGUUCUUCUUCUUCACCAUCCCCAACAUCUUCUAUCCCUAAACAAUUUCUCAAUGGUCCAUUCUUUGUGCGUACCUCAUCAUUCAUCACUCAACCUCCCACUACCAAGAUCAGCGAACAGAGUUCACCCCUACCAAUUCCGAAGAACAAUACGAUGAAUAUCAAGGAAAUUUCCCCACCUUCAAUGAAUUCAGCUGAAAGGAAUCCACGCCCAUCAAGUAUGACAACUGCAAAUAGUCAAAUUGGUAGUGUGAUCAAUCGAGGUCGACCGAUUUCAACACCAGAAUUCAUCGUUGAUCAUCCUUCUCCUCGUGUACGUAUUCGAGGUGGAUCAAAAGAUCAAUCUUGCAUGCCUUUCUCUCAUACGAGUUCUUUCGACACCCCAACAACUCCAACUACUGAAGUUCCUCAUAGACAAAGUUGGUCACCACUUCAACUUAAACCUCAACCUCAACCUCAACCUCAACCUCACUCUCGAGCACUUUCUCUCUCUCAAAAAGAUCUUCCAAUUCCUCCUAAUCAUACGGGUUCCACCAGAAUUCAGAAUCAACGAUUUAGUCAAGUUUAUCCGAAUCAAAGACGUCGUCCUUCUUCUUCUGGUGAUCAACCAGGUAAUCGUAGAACUUCAGCUCCCACUUCUACUGAAUAUAGACAAGGACAACAAACUACCGAGAUUUAUCUCGAUUCGAAUGGUAAAGUCCCUAUGAGACCAGGGAUGGGAAAAAGACCAGUGACACUUUCCACACCUGUAGAUUACAAGUCUUAUCAUCCUACUUCAGAAACACGUUUACCAGAAAUACCAGCUGCAGCAAUGCCUUUGAUACCUGUUCAUCGGACGGAGAAGAUGGAGGAUAGACGUGGAGGGUUACAAGAAUAUACUUGGGCGGCGAGAGGAUCAGGUGGGAGAUCGUAUUCGAGACAUGGGCAGGAGAGGAGAUCAUUGGAUAGAUCUAAUAGAUAUUCAGUGGAUCGUUCUCGAUUAGAAUACUCUCGUAAUUCUAUCGACCCUUCUUUAGAUCCAUUAUCCAGAAGAAUUAUCGAUUAUUCUCACACAAACUUUCAACCCAACACUUCUACCUCUUAUCAUCCAGAUCCCGAUCCCGAUCCCGAUAUUCAAGGAAUAUCAAACCCUCGCAUAAGAGAAUCCAUCUCUCAAGGAAAAACGAUUCAAAGUCAAGAUGGUGAAAGGAAACUAUCAAAACGGAUCAGUGUCUCUUUCGCUUUAUCCCCUUCUACCUCUACCUCAACACAACCAUUGGAAAGAGAAAAAUCAAAUGAAAAAACGGGCCCUUUCUCUCGAUUCUUCCAUAAAAACAAAUCCGCUUCUAUUUCUAAUCCAUCCGGUUCUAACUCUAUGGGAAUUACUUCCCGUUCUGACUCUAUGAGGAUCAAUCCGCUAGAGCCCGCGCCCGCUUCUGCCGUGGUGUCCGGGGCCAGCAAAAGAAGACCUCAGUCGAUGGAUUCUAGGACUGUUUCCAUGUCGGGUGGAGCAGGAGCACCAUUGUUUGAACUCGAGAUCAUGGUGGUGAAAUGGGACCGUCGCCGGAAAGGGUUCAAGAAGAACGAGUUGGGGAAUAUGAGAUUGGUGUUGGGUGGACUUGAGAGGAUGUUUGAUACGUUCACUAGUACUGCGGAUGUACUCUAG
This is a messenger RNA of Tremella mesenterica DSM 1558, 6528 nucleotides long. RefSeq lists its product as uncharacterized. The record is from RefSeq and is a predicted model, not a curated record. The transcript is spliced from 12 exons. Bases 1 to 6528 code for a protein of 2175 amino acids. NCBI's taxonomy places the organism in Eukaryota, Fungi, Basidiomycota, Tremellomycetes, Tremellales, Tremellaceae.